Tribolium madens (black flour beetle) is the source of this 1382-nucleotide messenger RNA. Its product is annotated as leucine-rich repeat-containing protein 15-like. Gene Ontology annotation, molecular function: protein binding. Lineage: Eukaryota; Metazoa; Arthropoda; Insecta; Coleoptera; Tenebrionidae. The record is from RefSeq and is a predicted model, not a curated record. Bases 72 to 845 code for a protein of 257 amino acids. The transcript is spliced from 2 exons.
UAAAUUAUUAAUGUUAAAGGAAGACAUUUGGAAUACAUGCUUUUCAACAAGUGUUAAGUUUGCCGGACAAAAUGAGUUCUGUGGUAAAUCUAGUGAUUUUCGCGAUACUAUGGCAAAAGGCACUGUUGCAGCCCAUUAAUGACCCAACAACAACAACAAUCCCGGAGCACCUUGUACAAAUGGGCCAACUUCUACAAGACAUCCCUCAAGGGUCCCCCGAGAUCAAAACCUUGAAUCUCGCAUACAACCAAAUCUCAGCCCUUUCCGAAACCAUUUUCUCCAACAAAACCUACAAAUCGCUCACCAAAAUCGAACUAAACCAAAAUCGAAUCAGCGAAAUCCACGCAACGGCCUUCCGAGGCCUAAAACAACUAACAACAGUCAUUUUAUCAGACAACAAUAUCACUUCUUUGGAUCCCUGGACCUUCAAAAACAACCACAAACUGGAAAGACUGGAAAUUUCGCGAAAUAAGAUUCAUUUCACCAAACAAACUGUGUUUCUAGUGUCGAAUACAAUACAAACAUUAAUUGUGUCCCAUAAUCGAAUCGACGAAAUCUCCGAAUUCACGUUUAUAGGACUACCGAAUUUGAAGAAUCUAAUUCUAGAUGGUAACACUCUAAACACUCUAGCCCCCAAGGGCUUCAAGUCUCUAAACAAAUUGCAGUAUUUGUCUUUGGCAAACACAGGUGUUUAUCAUUUAAGUGAGUCAAUGUUUAGUAAUAAUCUCCCAAGAAUCAUUGAUUUACAAGGGACUCCUUUCGCCGCGAGAUUUGAACCGCCAUUAAGAACAGUUAGAAACGACGCUGUGGGUAAUUUACUCAAAAUCGACGAGAUUUUCACGUGAAAAAUCAUUCGUUUUCGUGAUGAUUAGCAACAAGCAAGUGAGGUUAUUUGCAUGCAAGCAGUUCGUAUGUCACAUCCUUUUUUAACUACCUUAUGUGAAUUUUAAGUCAACUUUGCAUAUUAUUAUCUUUAUCUCCUUCCUGUAUAGCUAAUAGUUAGAGAAUAUGCAAAAUACGUAUCUAUUUAUAUUCAAGCCAUCAGAAUCACCCUUACUGUACUUUUAUUUCUAACAAUUUUCUCAGAGAAGCAGCUUUGUGAUGUAUUAUCUAGUUUAAACUAAGUGCAACGAUGGCUGUUUUUUAUUGUUACUAAAUAAAAGUACAGUAUUUUUGACAAGUUUGGAGGUAGUCAGUGUUAUUUGUCAUCAGGAUACCGGUAUAACAUAAUCAUGGGUAUUAUUCUAGCGUUUAUGUGUACUAAGAUUAGAUAAAAUAUAUAUAGUUAAGGAAAAUUACUACCUACGUUAAGUACAAAGAUUAAUGUAAAGUUCGUGUGUACCUGAAUAGUGUGUAAUAAGGUUAAUUUUAUAAUAAACAUU